Dreissena polymorpha is the source of this 366-nucleotide messenger RNA. Its product is annotated as octapeptide-repeat protein T2-like. The record is from RefSeq and is a predicted model, not a curated record. Lineage: Eukaryota; Metazoa; Mollusca; Bivalvia; Myida; Dreissenidae. Bases 1 to 366 code for a protein of 121 amino acids. The transcript is spliced from 2 exons.
AUGUUACACUGGAGGGGAGGUAGACAGGAGGGCGGCAAGGGAGAAAAGAACAGAAAGGAGAGGAGAGAAGAGAGGGGAGCAGAGAGGAGAGCAGAGAGGAGAGCAGAGAGGAGAGCAGAGAGGAGAGCAGAGAGGAUGGGAAGAGAGGAGAGGAGAGAGGAGAGAGGAGAGAAGAGGAGGAGGAGAGAGGGGAAGAGAGGAGAAGAGCAGAGCAGAGAGAAGAGGAGUAGCAGAGAGAAGACAAGAGAGAAGGGAAGAGAGAAGAGAAGAGAGAAGAGAAGAGAGAAGAGAAGAGAGCAGAGAAGAGAGCAGGAAGAGAGAAGAGGGAAGAGAGAGAGACGAGAAGAGAGAAGAGAGAAGAGAUGA